UUCUACCAAAGUGAAAGAUGCGAAAACCGUUCCACGGUCGCUGUUUCACCCGGUCAUUAGGAAAGUGAACACACUCAGAUGUAAACAAGAGAAAAACAUGGCUUCGCCCUUGAUCAGGUGCUUCUCAAAGGUUGGUAGGCAGGUGUCCCGACCAUGGAGUGUGUGCCAACAUGGGCUGCGGAACAGAUCCACCCAACCAGACAUGUCUGCAGAGCAGGCUGCUGCUCUGGGGGUCUCCUACCCUCCACUACAGACAUAUUCUGAGGAGGAGGGGAUGAUGAGGGAUGCUGUGAACAAGUUUGCACAGGAGCGUCUUGCCCCGUUUGUGUCGAAGAUGGACGAAAACUCUCUCAUGGACCCGGAAGUGAUAAAGUCACUCUUUGAACAGGGGCUGAUGGGCAUAGAGAUCGACCCAGAGUACGGAGGAACCGGCUCCACGUUCUUCUCCUCCAUCCUGGUCAUUGAGGAGCUGGCCAAAGUGGACGCCUCCGUGGCCGUGCUGUGUGACAUCCAGAACACCCUCAUCAACACGCUGUUCACCAAGCUGGGGACCGCAGCCCAGAAAGAGCGGUAUCUCAGCCGGCUGUCAACAGACAUGGUUGGUAGUUUCUGCCUGUCAGAAGCAGAGUCGGGGAGCGAUGCCUUCUCUCUGAAGACGCGCGCUGACAAACAUGGAGACUAUUACAUCAUCAACGGUUCCAAGAUGUGGAUCAGCAAUGCAGAGCAAGCCGGGGUGUUUCUGGUGAUGGCCAACGUGGACCCGUCUGCUGGUCACCGAGGUAUCAGCUGCUUCGUCGUGGACAGAGACACCGAGGGGCUUCAGAUCGGCAAGAAGGAGAACAAACUGGGUCUGAGAGCUUCUUCAACCUGUCCUCUCAACCUGGAUAACAUCAAGGUUCCUGAGAAGAACGUCUUGGGUCAGAUCGGCCACGGAUACAAGUACGCCAUCGGCAUGCUGAACGAAGGCAGGAUUGGGAUCGCUGCUCAGAUGCUGGGACUGGCUCAGGGUUGCUUCGACCAGGCCGUUCCCUACACCAGACAGAGGGUUCAGUUUGGCAAACGCAUCUUCGACUUCCAGGCCAUGCAGCACCAGAUCGCCCAUGUAGCCACCCAGAUAGAGGCUGCCAGGCUGCUUACCUACAACGCUGCCCGGCUGAAGGAGGCAGGACGACCUUUCAUCAAGGAGGCCUGCAUGGCCAAGUACUUCACCUCAGAGGUGGCAACGUUGACCACUUCAAAAUGCAUCGAGUGGAUGGGAGGGGUAGGCUUCACCAAAGACUACCCUGUUGAGAAGUACUACAGAGAUUGUAAAAUAGGUACCAUUUAUGAGGGCACAACCAACAUCCAGCUGUCCACCAUGGCCAAGUUUAUAGACAAGGAGUAUGAUCACUGACCUCCUGACCUGGUCUGGCUGUUUCCUCAUCGUGUAGACUGAUCUCCUGACCAGGACCUCCUGCCCUGGUCUGGCUGUUUCCUCAUCGUGUAGACUGAUCUCCUGACCUGACCUCCUGCCCUGGUCUGGCUGUUUCCUCAUCGUGUAGACUGAUCUCCUGACCUGAUCUCCUGACCGUAUCCUCAGCAUGGAGCCUGACCUCCUGACCUGACCUCCUGACCUGGUCUCCUGACCGUAUCCUCAGCAUGGAGCCUGACCUGACCUCCUGACCUGGUCUCCUGACCGUAUCCUCAGCAUGGAGCCUGACCUCCUGACCUGAUCUCCUGACCUGGUCUCCUGACCGUAUCCUCAGCAUGGAGCCUGACCUCCUGACCUGACCUCCUGACCUGGUCUCCUGACCGUAUCCUCAGCAUGGAGCCUGACCUCCUGACCUGACCUCCUGACCUGGUCUCCUGACCGUAUCCUCAGCAUGGAGCCUGACCUCCUGACCUGACCUCCUGACCUGAUCUCCUGACCGUAUCCUCAGCAUGGAGCCUGACCUCCUGACCUGGUCUCCUGACCGUAUCCUCAGCAUGGAGCCUGACCUGACCGACCUCCUGACCUGGUCUCUUGACCUGAUCUCCUGACCUAGUCUCUUGACCGUAUCCUCAGCAUGGAGCCUGACCUGACCUCCUGACCUGAUCUCCUGACCGUAUCCUCAGCAUGGAGCCUGACCUGACCUCCUGACCUGAUCUCCUGACCGUAUCCUCAGCAUGGAGCCUGACCUCCUGACCUGACCUCCUGUCCUGGUCUCCUGACCGUAUCCUCAGCAUGGAGCCUGACCUCCUGACCUGACCUCCUGACCUGGUCUCCUGACCGUAUCCUCAGCAUGGAGCCUGACCUGACCGACCUCCUGACCUGGUCUCUUGACCUGAUCUCCUGACCUAGUCUCUUGACCGUAUCCUCAGCAUGGAGCCUGACCUGACCUCCUGACCUGAUCUCCUGACCGUAUCCUCAGCAUGGAGCCUGACCUGACCUCCUGACCUGAUCUCCUGACCGUAUCCUCAGCAUGGAGCCUGACCUCCUGACCUGGUCUCCUGACCGUAUCCUCAGCAUGUAGACUGACCUGACCUCCUGACCUGAUAUCCUGACCGUCAUACACUCCUCUGUGACCAACUGGAUUUGAUCACUCGUUGUUGAACUGUUGUGGGAUUUAGGGCUCUAUUCAAUCUGAAUGGUUGGAAGUUCAGCGUUUUACAGCAUGAUAUGAACAUUUUAAAGGCCAUGUUCCCGGGUUAGUGGAGACCGUAAACAACCUGUACCACUUCAGCCACCCAGACUGAAUAGAGCCCUUAGUGUCAGACAUUACUGUAGAGGUCAAUGGUGAACCACUGCUGACUGUAUAGUACUAGAGGAAGCUCCAUAAUCAUGUUCACUUCGCAUCUGAUGCUUUCCACUAUGGAUGGAUUGAUGGUUACUGGUUCCAGACCUGGAGAUAGAUGGUGUAAACAGUUGGAAACACCAUGGUGUUUUGGAACAACUGUUUCCAGACCUGGAGAUAGAUGGUGUAAACAGUUGGAAACACCAUGGUGUUUUGGAACAACUGGUUCCAGACCUGGAGAUAGAUAGUGUAAAGUAGCUCUGGUGGUUUCAACUGGUUCCAGACCUGGAGAUAGAUGGUGUAAACAGUUGGAAACACCAUGGUGUGUUGGAACAACUGGUUCCAGACCUGGAGAUAGAUGGUGUAAACAGUUGGAAACACCAUGGUGUUUUGGAACAACUGGUUCCAGACCUGGAGAUAGAUGGUGUAAAGUAGCUCUGGUGGUUUCAACUGUUUCCAGACCUGGAGAUAGAUGGUGUAAAGUAGCUCUGGUGGUUUCAACUGUUUCCAGACCUGGAGAUAGAUGGUGUAAAGUAGCUCUGGUGUGUUGGUACAACUGUUUCCAGACCUGUUGAUAGAUAGUGUAACAUAGCUCUGGUGUGUUGGUACAACUGUAUCCAGACCUGGAGAUAGAUGGUGUAAAGUAGCUCUGGUGUUUUCAACUGGUUCCAGACCUGGAGAUAGAUAGUGUAAAGUAGCUCUGUUGGUUUCAACUGUUUCCAGACCUGGAGAUAGAUGGUGUAAAGUAGCUCUGGUGUUUUCAACUGUUUCCAGACCUGGAGAUAGAUGGUGUAAAGUAGCUCUGGUGGUUUCAACUGUUUCCAGACCUGGAGAUAGAUGGUGUAAAGUAGCUCUGGUGUUUUCAACUGUUUCCAGACGUGGAGAUAGAUGGUGUAAAGUAGCUCUGGUGUGUUGGUACAACUGUUUCCUGACCUGUUGAUAGAUAGUGUAACAUAGCUCUGGUGUGUUGGUACAACUGUUUCCAGACCUGUUGAUAGAUAGUGUAACGUAGCUCUGGUGUGUUGGUAUUGUUAAGUGUGUUCAACAGUUUUCCCCUACCACAGUACCUUGUGCUUUUUUACAAACGAAUAAGAAUACAUCAUGUUAAUUCAACAGUAUUGGUAUGAUUAUUUACUCAUCUGAUUUUAAAUAGUCUCGUAACAAAUCAGUGCCUUUCAUCCCAGCAUAGUUUGUUGUUUAUUUUGAAACACCAUAAGAUAUAAUAUAAUACCUCCGUUAGCUGUCGUCUGUUGGGUGGUUUCGGCUCUACUGUUGUCACGGUAACCAUGUUUACUACGGUGGAGUCGAUCCAUCCUGUCUUUCAGCACUCUUACUUUGUUUUAAAGAUAUAUCUGGGGAAUUCGUUUCAAGAGAUUGUCUACGUUUUUACUAUUCAUCAACUUCUUUGACCAUACUAAUAAAUAUUGAAUAAGUGUUUUUAA
Messenger RNA from Oncorhynchus kisutch (coho salmon), 4195 nucleotides. Its product is annotated as short/branched chain specific acyl-CoA dehydrogenase, mitochondrial-like. Gene Ontology annotation, molecular function: flavin adenine dinucleotide binding; acyl-CoA dehydrogenase activity. Lineage: Eukaryota; Metazoa; Chordata; Actinopteri; Salmoniformes; Salmonidae. The record is from RefSeq and is a predicted model, not a curated record. The transcript has 10 exons. Bases 98 to 1393 code for a protein of 431 amino acids. Gene Ontology annotation, cellular component: mitochondrion.